Molecule: messenger RNA, 2141 nt
Organism: Cataglyphis hispanica
Lineage: Eukaryota; Metazoa; Arthropoda; Insecta; Hymenoptera; Formicidae
Product: transcription factor SOX-9-like
Exons: 4
Coding region: 1003-2067 (354 amino acids)
Biological process (GO): regulation of transcription by RNA polymerase II
Cellular component (GO): nucleus
Molecular function (GO): RNA polymerase II cis-regulatory region sequence-specific DNA binding; DNA-binding transcription factor activity, RNA polymerase II-specific
Source: RefSeq, a predicted model, not a curated record
CGUGCGUUUCGUCUCAUCUCGCCUCGUCCUCUUCCACCCGUGCGGACCAACCUGUGCGGUUGUACCGUGCGGACGGUUUCUUCGCCUCCCUGAGAGUCCAUCGGGUCCAUCGUCGCGUCUCUCCUCUCGGUCCAUCAGUCGGCCAUCGGAGUUUACCUGAUUCGCCAGCACCGUGCCGUUACGUCUCUCGAUCUCCGUAUUUAUCGAUGACGCGAUUAAUAUCGUAUGAGGAACGCGACAGCGUCACAGAGUUUAUUAACGUCUUCGAUAAUCGAGAAAGAAAGAGAGAGGAGAAAAACGAUAACUAGGAUAUUCCUCCGGCAGAUGAGACAUCGUGGAUUUAACUAUGAUAUGACUCGAUGAUCUCGAGGUCGAAUUAGGACGAAUCUUUUCUUCGUUUCAUUUGGCAUCCCGAAGAAAUAAAAUCGGUAUACUCGAGAACGCAUCAUUCGAUGAGAGAUAAAUCGAGGGUCUAGAGUUUUAAAGAGUGAACCUCUCCUCUUAACACAUCAUCAUCAUCAUCAUCGAUUUCUGUCUAAUAUUUCCCGGAGCCGAUAACGAAGUGAAUCUCUGGGUGAUCUACGAGUUCGUAGGAAUCGGAAUAUUUAAUAUCGAGAUAAAAAAAGAUCCGAUGCGUAUAAGGUCGACGCAGGGUCGGCUAAGUAGCCAUAAAGAAGAUUCGGCGACCUAUCCGACCCGAUAAAUCGCGCCCUGAUAACCCUCGAUUAAUUAUCGAAUCUCUCUUCCUGCGACGGAAAUCUUUUACCGAGAAUCUCGCUCAUCUGCGACAAAAAAAUCCACGAGAUGCGCUUUAUCUCCCGACGAGAUUUGCUACUCGAUUUAUCAUCGAUUAUGUGACAUUAUUUGAGUGACAUUUAUAUUUAUGUCAAAAGCAUCUUUUUGAGUUCGCGAAUCUUUGACAUUUAUAGUUUUUAGUGAUUGUGUGAAUAUCGAUCGUCAGUGAAAAAAGUGUUUUGCAUCGUGGAUUUAACAAGAAUAAAAAUGGAUAUCCAUCACAAUAAUAACGAUUUAUCUUCGAUGGAAAGUAAAGCCAGCUCGUCCAGCAACGAACACAGCGGCAAUAAUUCUUUGGACGAUGCUGUGGGUAAAUUAUUGCAAGGAUACGAUUGGACGCUGCUUCCGGUGACUUCGCGCGCCGGCGGACGAAGAAGCGCUCACGUGAAGCGUCCCAUGAACGCUUUUAUGGUGUGGGCGCAGGCGGCAAGGCGAAGACUCGCCGACCAGUAUCCGCAAUUGCACAACGCUGAGUUGUCGAAGACGCUGGGAAAAUUGUGGAGGAUUUUGAGCGACGGCGAGAAGCAACCGUUUGUCGAGGAAGCCGAGAGACUGCGAAACGCGCAUAAGAAGCAACAUCCGCAUUACAAGUAUCAGCCGCGUCGAAGGAAGCCAAAAUCGGACGAUCAGAUGGGUAUCAUCAUGCACCGAGGUGGGCUUGCGUCGCCCGGUACCUCCCUCGAUUCCUCAGCCGGUUCUUCGGACUGCACUUACACCCGUCUAUAUCCGGAUGCUGCUGUGAAGUCAUACGAGCGACCGGCGACUUAUCACGACCCGGCCAAGUCCAGUGCUUACGAUCUGGCCAGACCAGUCUGGGUCAACGAGACGGUCGCAAAGUAUCCUGCUGCAGAUCAUCUCGGCAAGUCAACGUACGAGACGACGUCGAGGAGCUACGCCGAGGUAAAGUGUCACGAGGUCGCCAAGUAUCAUCACGAGAUGACCGGCACCAAGUACCACCACCAUCACGAGCCAGCGGUUACCACCAAGUACCCGGAUCUGCAAACCAAAUCUUACGAACUACCCAAAUAUCCGGAGACCAAAGGAUAUCCAGACGGUCUAAAGUAUCCCGCGGAGAUGAGCGGCGCCGCCGCCGCCGUUAAAGCGCCUUAUGCCUGUGUACACGGACAAUAUUAUCCCACCACGGAGGGAUACACCGUCCACAGCGAGGAAAAUGAUUAUCAGCCGCAGAGCGUAUCGUCACAUCCCUCUUUUUAUCCCUACAUAUCGGCGGCAUCCAUGACGCAACCACCGUAUUACAUGGGACCACGAUAGAUCUCGCGAGUCUAUUAAAGGUGAUGUGAUGCAAGACUAUUCUUACAGUCGAAAAAUUAUACUUUCUCUUCGCA